Messenger RNA from Aureobasidium melanogenum CBS 110374, 234 nucleotides. Its product is annotated as DUF1242-domain-containing protein. Gene Ontology annotation, biological process: protein secretion; intracellular transport. The transcript has 3 exons. Lineage: Eukaryota; Fungi; Ascomycota; Dothideomycetes; Dothideales; Saccotheciaceae. Bases 1 to 234 code for a protein of 77 amino acids. The record is from RefSeq and is a predicted model, not a curated record.
AUGCUGACAUGUCACAAGUCUGCGCUCUUCAACUUCCAGUCCCUGCUACUGGUCAUCCUCCUCUUCAUCUGCACAUGCUCCUACACACAUGGCGUCUUCCCUGCCAUUAUGGACAAGCACAAGGACGGUUUCACCUCUGUAUUCUGGAGAGCAGCACGUAUUGGCGAGCGUCUGAGUCCAUACAUCAGCGUCUGCUGCGUCGUCAUGGCCGGUAGAAUUUUUAUCGGACAAUAA